AUGAAACUUAAGAGUUCCCGUCAGGACAACACUUUGAAGUGGCAAGGCGAUCCAUCCCUGGGUCGCUCCUUUAUCUAUGGCCUUACUUUGGUCCAGGGUUCCUUGCAAAUCCAGCACAGUGGUAUUUAUAGCAUCUAUGUUCAGGUGACUCUGGCCAAAUGUAUUCAGGCUAGAGCCCAGAACCCUGAGCUUAAAGAGAUCAAGGCUUCAACCUUGACCAUUGGCAACCUUUCUGCCCAGGGCCGCCAUUCAAGUCUCCUGCGAAGACACUUCCAGGGCAGAUGCUCGUUGAGUGCCAGCUUCCAGGUGAACCUCAACUACCAGGACACCCUCUAUGUCAACCUCACAUAUCCCCUAGUGCCUUCACCCAAUGCUGAUGAGACUUUCUUUGGAGCCUCUAGGUUAUAUCCACCUCCUCCCCCAGAAUACUGAUGGUCCUGGACUUUCAGGGUGCUGUAACCCAGCCAGGUGAAUUCCCUGACAAUUGAUGCUGAGUGGUACCUGGCUUUACUUCACCUUUAUUCCCUGAGUGCAUCCUAAGCUAUAGCCAAAUAAAGCUUCAUGAUCUUCCCCAGA
Messenger RNA from Antechinus flavipes (yellow-footed antechinus), 576 nucleotides. RefSeq names its product CD70 molecule (gene CD70). Gene Ontology annotation, cellular component: plasma membrane; extracellular exosome. Gene Ontology annotation, molecular function: tumor necrosis factor receptor binding. The coding region runs from base 1 to 432 and encodes 143 amino acids. Lineage: Eukaryota; Metazoa; Chordata; Mammalia; Dasyuromorphia; Dasyuridae. The record is from RefSeq and is a predicted model, not a curated record. The transcript is spliced from 2 exons. Gene Ontology annotation, biological process: immune response; tumor necrosis factor-mediated signaling pathway.